This is a messenger RNA of Oryza sativa Japonica Group (Japanese rice), 2583 nucleotides long. Its product is annotated as glucan endo-1,3-beta-glucosidase 10. The record is from RefSeq and is a predicted model, not a curated record. Gene Ontology annotation, cellular component: plasma membrane. NCBI's taxonomy places the organism in Eukaryota, Viridiplantae, Streptophyta, Magnoliopsida, Poales, Poaceae. Gene Ontology annotation, molecular function: hydrolase activity, hydrolyzing O-glycosyl compounds. Gene Ontology annotation, biological process: carbohydrate metabolic process.
UCCGGUUUUGAGAGAGUUCUUCGUGUCCGUAACAAAUAUACUGUUGCACGCAGAGUAGAACUUCGAAGUACAGUCACUUCUGCCCCCCGAGUGAUAAGCUCCACAGCCUCCAGGUGCAGGAGGUAACUUGAUCAGAUCACCUCCUCCCAAAUCAACCCACACCCGUGCAAUCCACUCCGCUGCUCCUCGGAUGGCGCCGCCCAGCUGCUUGCUCCGCGUUGGCUGGCUACCAGCGGCUCUGUGCGCGCUCGCGCUCGCGCUGGCGCCCGCCUCGGACGCCACGUCGGCGUCGCUGGUGGGCAUCAACUACGGCCGCGUGGGGAGCAACCUCCCGCCGCCGCAGGCCGUGCUGCCGCUGCUCGAGGGCCUCGGCAUUGGCCGCGUGCGGCUCUACGACGCCGACCCUGCUGUGCUGCACGCCUUCGCCAAGACCGGGGUCGAGCUCUUCGUCGGCGUGCCCGACCAGUCCCUGGCCGGGCUCGCUGACCCGGGUGGCGCGGAUUCGUGGCUCAGGUCCAACGUCAUGCCCUUCCUGCCGGACACAAAGAUCGCCGCGCUCACCGUCGGCAACGAGGUGCUCACGGGCAACAACUCCGCUGUCACGCGCGCUCUUCUCCCGGCGAUGCAGUCCCUGCACGGCGCGCUCGCCAAGCUCGGCCUCGACAAGCAGAUCGCCGUCACCACGGCGCACAACCUCGGCGUGCUCGGCACGUCCUAUCCGCCCUCGUCGGGUGCCUUCCGCAGGGACCUCCUCCCGUACAUCUGCCCCAUCCUCGACUACCACGCGAGGACCGGCUCGCCGUUCCUGGUGAACGCCUACCCUUACUUCGCCUACUCCGGCGACCCCAAGGGCAUCCAUCUGGAGUACGCGCUGCUCGAGGCGGGCUACGCCGGCGUCCCGGACCCAAACUCCGGGCUGCGCUACCCAAACCUCCUCGUCGCGCAGGUGGACGCCGUCUACCACGCCAUCGCGGCGGCGAACACCGCGGCGGCUCAGGUGGUCGAGGUGCGGAUCUCCGAGACCGGGUGGCCCUCCUCCGGGGACCCGGGCGAGACGGCCGCGACGCCGCAGAACGCCGCGAGGUACAACAGCAACGCGAUGCGGCUGGUGGCGGAGGGGAAGGGCACGCCGCUGAAGCCCACGGUGGCGAUGCGCGCGUACGUGUUCGCGCUGUUCAACGAGAACUUGAAGCCCGGGCUGGCGUCCGAGCGCAACUACGGCCUCUUCAAGCCCGACGGCACGCCGGUGUACGAGCUCUCCUACAAGCUCCCGCGCGACAACUCCACGUUCGGUGGCGCCGGCAACUCCGGUUGGAGAUUCCCCGGAGGUGGUGGCGGCAAUGUCAGCGGCGGUUACGACAACAACGGAGUUAACAGCGGCUACUACGACAUCUCGGCGGCAUCGCCGGAUUCCGCGGGUCCGUGUAGAUGGUCACAAGCGGCAGUGGCAGGAGCAAUGGCUGUCCUGGUGGUAGCAGCGUGAGAUCGUCAAGUGGUGUCAACUCUCGUCUUGAUGGAAGAAAGUUGGGGUAGGUAGAUAAAAAAUGAAAUGGAACGGCAUGCAGGAUGCUCCGGGGCCAUGGUAUUGAUUGCCAUGACUUGUGGUGCCCCAGUGUUUGUUGUGUUCGCUGAGACCACAAUGUGGGGAAGCUAAUGAGUAAUUUGGCAUCAGCUAAGCUAUGGUUUGCAUCUACUUCCAUUGUUUCUUGCAAUUAAAACAGUAGGAUGGGGUGUUGGGGUCGUUCCCAUUUGGUCCUACCUCCGGUGUCUUCAUUAGUUCCGACAGGUUGCGAGCACAAGAAUCUCAAUAGUAUCACUUUGCACACACAUCAGUGACUGAUAUUCAUCGCCUUUUGGUGCUGGGGCCUCCUAUUUUUCUCAUUCGGUCAUGGUGCACUUGAUCAAAGGGACUUUCAGGUGGUAGAGCCGGUUGACCUGCUGCUGGAGCGCUGUUCACAGGUAAGAAAGCGAAAGCUGAAAAUAGCGCAAAGGUUCGUGCACGGUCGAGGGAUCCGCCGAAGUCUUGGCGAACCCACAGCCUAUCUCGGCGCAGUGAAAAGCCCAUAUGUAUUCUCCCGGCUCGUAUAAGCUCUAUUUUGGACUUUGCAACAAGGAAAAAGUUCACUCUAGGCCACUCAUCUAAGCGUAGAGUUUGGAUCGCGUCACUUAACCACAAAACCGAUACAAUAUAUUUCUCAUCUUCCAAAAUCAGUGUAAAUAUAGUCCCAAAGUGGUUUGGAUGGUUUUGACUGACGUGACACCCAUAUGACGCUUUGACUUAGUCUUUAUCUAAUGUGGUAUCGACAUGGCACUUACAUGGCUUAACAAUUAGAAAAAGUAAAUAAAAAUAGUGGGAUCCACAAGUUAGUAGAAAGAAAAUAAAUCAUAUGCUCACAUAUCUUUUGGCUUCUCUUCGCCAUACUCCACCUCCUUCCGACGCCUCGGCUUCUCCUCCUCCGCUCUGCUUCGGCAGGCACUACUACAGAUAUGGUUUUUCCAUACGGCUGAGAACCAUCCUUCCACGCGGUUGUGCCAACCGCACAACCGCAUGGACGAAAUCGUCUGUAAAAAUCACCCUUUUUG